This is a messenger RNA of Mesorhabditis spiculigera, 849 nucleotides long. The record is from the annotation of a GenBank genome assembly. Lineage: Eukaryota; Metazoa; Nematoda; Chromadorea; Rhabditida; Rhabditidae.
AUGAAAAGUCGACUGACUUUGUUGCUGACGCUGCCCCUCUUCCAAACAAAAAUCCACUUCCUCGAGGAAUUCGACGAUGAGUCGUGGCGGGACCGGUGGAUUCAGUCGCAAUUCCCGAAAAAUUAUGGAACGUGGAAUUUGUCAUCGGGCGUCUACCAUGACGAUGCGGCCCGUGAUCAGGGCAUCAAAACGAUGACGGCGAGUUUUUGGAAAUAUAACAGCAGCUUCUACACGAUAUCCGCCACUUUCCCCAGGUUUUCAAACCGAAAAACUUCGCUAAUCGUCCAGUUUACUGUCAAGCACGAGCAGGAGCUGGAUUGUGGUGGCGGCUACAUAAAGAUAAUGCCCUCAACCAUUGAUCAGCACCAGUUCAACGAUAAAACCCCGUAUCACGUCAUGUUCGGGCCGGACAUCUGCAACUCGCGCAAGGAUUUGCAGGUAAUCAUCAACCAACAUGGGCGCCAAUAUCCGCUCAAGGAAAUCCUGCGGUGUGCGUGGGACGAUCUCACGCAUCUCUACACACUUAUCCUAAACCCAAACGGAACCUACGAAGUGCGCACCGAUUGGCUGAGGAUGGGCACCGGAUAUGUUGAAGAAGACUUUGAUCUGGACUGGGAUUGGGUAAAAUCCGGCUCGAUCUUUGACAACAUCUUGAUCACCGACGAUCUAGAAGAAGCCCGGCAACACGCUAAGAAGACGUUCGAGCCUUUACGGCGUGCCGAACGCACCCAACGUGACGAAGCCUUCAAAAAGUUCCGCACAGAACGCCACGAAGAGAUACGCCAACAAGGCGGAGAAGUGAAGCGCCGUGGAUGGGCCCAGAAAGCGAAGCGACACGGUGAAGAGCUG